Molecule: messenger RNA, 4960 nt
Organism: Brienomyrus brachyistius
Lineage: Eukaryota; Metazoa; Chordata; Actinopteri; Osteoglossiformes; Mormyridae
Product: anion exchange protein 3-like
Exons: 23
Coding region: 259-4053 (1264 amino acids)
Biological process (GO): regulation of intracellular pH; monoatomic anion transport; transmembrane transport
Cellular component (GO): plasma membrane
Molecular function (GO): monoatomic anion transmembrane transporter activity; solute:inorganic anion antiporter activity
Source: RefSeq, a predicted model, not a curated record
UGAGAGCAGCUAGCGAGGCUUCGCUGACUCCUGACAUCACUUGCAGGCGAGCAUCUGCCAGCUGUUUCGCUGUCCGCUAUGGAGCAUCGCAGCGGCGGCUGCACCUCCUGACUGCGCGCCUCUAACACUCACUCCUCUCGGACGAGUCUCAGCACUCACAGGUUAUGCCACCCCACAGGUUGACUGGCAACCCAACUGUGAAAGAAAAGGGCUGAUCCAACCACCCUCCCACACCAGUUGCCGCCUUCCUGUGUCCCCAUGGCAACAGGAGGCCACGCUCUCGAGAAGGACGUGGUAAUCAGCCUACAGACCCUGCCUGUGGAGGAGGAGGAGAAAGACUCCGGCGAUGGACAGGAAGAAGAGGACUGGGAGAAAGCCCUUUCUGUGGAGAGGUUUGGAGACAUCAUCUCAGAGUCUGCCAGCACCAACGGUGAAAAGCCUGGUCGCAGCUACAGCGAGACGGACUUUGAGUACCACAGACAUACAUUCCACCACAUCCACCACCCAUUAUCCAGCCACCUGCCACCCCCAGUGCGGUUCCGGAAGAGGGCGCUCAGCUCUGAUCGGCGCAGGAAGAAGAAGCGCAAGAAGAGGAGGACCUCCAUACCUCCCUCCGAGUUCACGCCCACCAUUCACGAGGUGGACGAGGAGGAAGCGGAGUCCGACGGCGAGGGCCAAGGGGAGGCGGUGACUCCGACGCAGCUGGAGGAUGAAGGCCUGAAGUCCAGCCUAAGAGAUGAUGAGGACCUUGUGCUGCCCCUUGCCUUCGCCAGCUUCCAUAUGGAGAACGAGUGCCUUCCCAGCUCGGAUGCAGCCAGGAACACCAAUGCGGGCUUGGAGCAAAAUGGACAGAGGCGAGACAAAGAGGCCGGCAGUAGGUUCUUGGACAUUCUGGAACCUUCUGGAGAGACCACUCCAACCUGGUUCCACAAGAAGCCCAUGUGCCGGCAGAUGGGGCCCCAGAGGGCUACCUAUGACCUGCGGGAGCGUGUCUGCAUCGGCAGUAUGACCAGUACAGAGACUGCCGUGUACCAGAAGGUGCCCACUGAUGAAGCAGAAGCCCAGAUGCUGGCCACCAUGGACCUGGAUGACAUGAAGAGUAAGGGCCAUCAUGGUCUUCUGCACAGGAACCAAGCUAUUCUUACUGGUCACCGAUUCGAGGACAACCCCGGAGUGAGGCGCCACCUGGUGAAAAGGUCGUCCCGUAAUCAGGUGACGCGAUGCAGCAUCAGCUCGCCUCCUAGGUCCGGCGUUCGGAAGAAGAAAAAGUCGGACAGGAAGACACAUGACGUGUUUGUGGAGCUGAACGAACUGAUCGUGGAUAAGAAUGAGGACAUGCACUGGAAGGAGAGGGCUCGCUGGAUUAAGUUUGAGGAGGAUGUUGAGGAGGAGACAGAUCGCUGGGGGAAGCCUCAUGUGGCCUCCCUGACCUUCCGUAGCCUGCUUGACCUGCGUAGGACCAUCACUCAUGGCACCGUGCUAUUGGACCUGGAGCAGACCACACUGCCGGGCAUUGCCCACCAGAUAGUGGAGACCAUGAUCAUCUCUGAUCAUAUCAAGCCAGAGGACAGAGCCAAUGUUCUCCGGGCUUUGCUCCUCAAACACAGCCACCCCAAUGAUGAAAAGGAAGGCUUCUUUCCCCACAACAGCUUGGUCCACGGGAUGGGCAGCUCCCAUCACAACCACAACCACGCGCCUGAGCCUCUGCUGCCCCCGGUGGCCGAAUACCAAACUGAGCAUCAGGAGAGCAAACCUCAGGAGCCUGACAAAGAGGUGUUUGUGAGCUUGUUUAAAGCAGUCCACCCCAUCGCCGCUGAAGGCCAUCCGGCUGCCAGAUCCAUGAAACUCCUGACGAAGAUCCCCAAGGACGCUGAGGCCACAGUGGUCUUAGUGGGGUGCGUGGACUUCCUGGAGCAGCCUGCCAUGGCAUUUGUCCGCCUUAAUGAGGCCGUACUCCUCGAGUCGGUGUUAGAGGUACCAAUACCGGUCCGCUUCCUCUUCCUGCUUUUGGGACCUAGCUAUUUCAACAUGGACUAUCAUGAGACCGGCCGGUCCAUCUCCACUCUCAUGUCUGACAAGACCUUCCAUGAAGUGGCCUACUUCGCGGAUGACCGUCAGGACCUUCUCAAUGGCAUCAAUGAGUUCCUGGACUGCAGCAUCGUGAUUCCACCUUCUGAUGUGGAAGGGAAAGAUCUGCUGAAGAGUGUGUCCUCCUUCCAGAAGGAGAUGCUCCGCAAGAGGAAAGAAAGGGGGAAGAAAGGCAUGAAUGCCACGGCAGGGUCUGAAUUUGAGACCAAGGAGGUGCUCCUGGAAGAACAGGAGGAGGAGGAGGUGCUAGAGGUGGAUCCUCUUAAGCGCUCCGGGAUCCCAUUCGGAGGCCUGAUACAUGACAUCCGUCGCCGUUACCCCCACUAUGUAAGCGACAUUCAGGACGCCAUGGACACACAGUGCGUGGCUGCCAUUAUAUUUAUCUACUUCGCUGCGCUCUCGCCAACCAUCACUUUUGGGGGACUGCUGGGUGAGUGCUGGCUGUGGAAAAACGAGCAGAAACAAUUAACUCUGACAGGAGAAAAAACAGACGGGAUGAUGGGAGUGUCAGAGCUUAUCGUGUCCACGGCCACACUUGGGGUGUUGUUUUCUUUGCUAGCUGGGCAACCCCUGCUCAUCAUCGGAUUCUCAGGGCCCCUGCUGGUGUUUGAGGAAGCUUUUUACAACUUUUGUCAGGCUCACGGAUUUGAGUACCUGACCGCCCGAGUCUGGAUCGGGUUUUGGUUGAUCUUCAUCGUUUUGGUCAUCGUGGCUGCAGAGGGCAGCUUCCUGGUCCGAUAUAUCACCCCUUUCACACAAGAGAUUUUCGCCUUCCUCAUCUCGCUGAUCUUUAUCUAUGAAACGUUCUCCAGGCUUAUUCAGGUCUUCCAGGAGCAUCCGUUGCUGAAGAGUUACCCAGCAGUGACCCCCCAUCCUGCUGUAAACCUUGUUGAACAUCACGAAGAGGACCACCACGGUCACAUGCUUAUGCAGCCCAACACGGCUCUGCUGUCCCUGGUUCUGAUGCUGGGGACAUUUUUUGUGGCCUUCUUCCUCAGGAAGUUUAGGAACAGUAGGUUCUUGGGUGGAAAGGCCAGAAGAAUUAUCGGGGACUUUGGAAUUCCGAUCUCUAUCCUCUGUUCCGUGAUCGUGGAUUGUGCCAUCCCUGACACCUAUACUCAGAAGAUCAAUGUACCCUCUGGCUUCUCAGUCACAUCACCUGACAAGCGAGGCUGGUUUAUCAGCCCGUUUGGGGAUAGACAUCCUUUCCCCAUCUGGAUGAUGGGAGCCUCAGCUGUCCCAGCCCUGCUGGUCUUCAUCUUAAUCUUCAUGGAGACACAGAUUACCUCGUUGAUCUUAAGUAAGAAGGAGCGCCGUCUGGUCAAAGGCUCCGGAUUCCAUCUCGACCUGCUCCUCAUUGUCUUGCUGGGGGCCGUCUGCCCCCUGUUCGGCCUGCCCUGGUUGACGGCCACCACCGUGCGCUCCGUCACCCACGUCAACGCACUGACUGUCAUGAGCAAAGCCACUGCCCCUGGGGAGCAGCCGAUGAUUCAGGAGGUCAAAGAUCAGAGGAUCACCGGCAUGAUGGUCUCUCUGCUAAUAGGCAUGUCCAUUGUGAUGAAGAAUGUGCUGCGACACAUCCCAUUGGCUGUACUCUUUGGGAUCUUCUUAUAUAUGGGCAUCACUUCUCUCACUGGGAUACAGCUAUAUGAGCGCAUCAUGCUCAUGGUCACACCUGCCAAGCACCAUCCUGACCACAUCUAUGUCACUAAGGUGAAGACCUGGCGCAUGAACAUGUUCACGGUCAUCCAACUGAUGUGCAUCGCGCUGCUCUGGGUCGUCAAGUCCACUGUUGCCUCGUUGGCUUUCCCCUUUGUACUUAUCAUGACUGUACCCCUACGCCGUUUGAUUCUCACGCGUGUCUUUGAGGAACGGGAGCUGAAAGCGCUGGAUUCAGAGGAUGGCAUCCCCAAUUUUGAUGAAAAUGGAAAGGAUGAAUACAAUGAGCUUCACAUGAACGUGUGAUGCUCACGCAUGCGGAAGACACUAACGGCUUUCCCCAGAGCAGCAGAACUCACCAAUGACUGCAAACGAAAGCAGGACUGUGCAAACUCAGUUGUAGGUACAUAUGCACGGUUGACCACGUAGCAUACAAGAUAGAACCUUUGAGGUUUUGAGUCUAUGGUUGUAUUACUUUAUCCAUAUGAGAAACAUUUGUAGAUGUGCAUUUGUUAAGAAGAACUACAUUUUGAGGUUGUAUUUUAUUUGAUUUCUGUUUUAUGUUUUGUAUCAACUAUUGUUAUGAUUACCGAUAUAUAUAUAUAAGUUGUUUUGUAUGAAGCCCAAAGUUUCUUUGAAGCCAAGCGGUAUGACACAACAUUCAUAAUGGACACUAAGCGCCAACAGAGCAAUGCCAACCCACUGACACGACCCGAUUCCUUAGGGACAUGGUUACAGUUCCAGGGCUUCUAGGCUGCUCAUUCCAAGCUUGUAUAGCUUGUCUUGCUGUAAUGUUUCCAGCAGGGCGGGAAAGUUUUGGCAAAGCAGUAGAUCAUCAGUAAUUUGGAGUUUACAGGAGAGCUAUGUCCAAGAGCACAAUUUCUCAGUAUUUUCUUAGGAAAAUGUAUGUACAUUUUGGUGUGUGUUUAUCACCUAAAACUGAAAUGUUCUUUUUUUUCCCAUUAGUCUGUGAAUUAUUUGUUAGUAUGUGUACAGUAGAGUCUUUUUUAAUUUAACUUUCCUGAACCUGCUACUGGAAAUCCUGAAGUGGGAUUAUCGAAUACCGGAAUACUGACGAUUGUCUCUUCAUAAUUUCCAUAGCCUUAAUGAUGUACUGUACAGUAAUUUAAUGUUGGAGAAUGUCAUCGCAUUUGUAGCAUAUGUAAUUCUCUUUAAAGUGUGGAUGACACUGGAAAUAAACAGAGUGGUUUUA